UCCCCUUCAACUGAUUCUCCGCUGACUCCGAGACGACUUUUCUUUUCCGUCUCUCAGCAGAGCGGAAGUUGCGGAGCGUUUCUCUGCGCAGGUCGGUCCACGGUGUCAACAGAAACCGAAGCGCCUCCGCAACACGUACCGUACCGGUCCGUGUGGCAUGUGACAGUCAGCGAGCGUUUUUUUUUUUUUUUUUACCGCAAAGGAACAGGGGAAAGCUGUCGACCGGUAGCGAGGUUUAAAGAGCUCUCCGUCUGUUCUCCCGGUCUCCCGCCGACUGACAAGAGAUGGAGCGGCUUUGCGGACCAGAGCUCCCUUUCUGGGAAAUUAAUCAGACGCUCCACACAGAUCGGCCCGACCUCCCAGAGUGUUUCCAGCUCUCUGUCCUGUCAUGGCUGCCGUGCGUCUACCUUUGGGCCGUCUGCCCCAUCUACCUCUUCUAUCUCAAGAGGAACAGCAGAGGCUACAUCAUGAUGUCCAUCAUGAACAGGUUCAAAACGGUGUUUGGCUUGUUGUUGUGGAUUGUGUGUUGGACCGAUCUCUUCUACACAUUCCACGAGCUUCGGCAGGGUCACACCCAGCCGCCCAUCUACUUCGUCACCCCGCUGAUUCUGGGCAUGACCAUGCUGUUGGCCACGUUUCUGAUCCAGUUUGAGAGGUUACGCGGGGUCCAGUCCUCAGGGGUCCUCUUCAUCUUCUGGUUCCUGUCUGUGCUAUGUGCCGUCGUGCCUUUCCGCUCCAAGAUCCUCCAGGCCUCCAGCCAGGUGAGAACGCACCGUGGAACCUCAAAUGCCUCUUCACCUGUCUGUCAUCGCCCCUUUCAUCUUCCCCCGUCACCGCCUCCCUCCGGCUCUUAGCCCAUAUUUUGUCGUCUCCUUACCUGCUCGUACUUUGCGGUUAUCUUUGCGGUUAUCUUUGCUCUUCUUCUUCUUUCACUUCUA
Anarrhichthys ocellatus (wolf-eel) is the source of this 938-nucleotide messenger RNA. RefSeq names its product canalicular multispecific organic anion transporter 2-like. NCBI's taxonomy places the organism in Eukaryota, Metazoa, Chordata, Actinopteri, Perciformes, Anarhichadidae. The coding region runs from base 285 to 854 and encodes 189 amino acids. The transcript is spliced from 4 exons. The record is from RefSeq and is a predicted model, not a curated record.